UGAUGUCAUGUUUGACAUAUACGUCAAAUAACAGUUUUUAACUUCCCAAUCGCUUUUUGUGUUAAUUAUGUAAAACUACCAAUACCGAAAAAGUAGCGGAUAUUUUUGUUAAAACCCAGACAAAUCUGUACGAAAAACCAGAGAUGUCGGACGUCCUGAAAAUCGGCCGACGGGUGGAUGUCACCGGAAAAGAUGUGCAAGGCGUUGUUGCUUUUGUGGGUAAUACUUCGUUCGCCCCAGGAAAAUGGAUCGGAUUAAUUCUGGACGAACCCAAGGGCAAGAACAAUGGUUGUCUUAAGGGCGUGGUGUACUUUGAGUGUGAGCCAAACCAUGGCAUGUUCGUGCGACCCUCGCAAGUUGUGCCUCUGGACGAGAACGGAAAACCCAUGGAAGUUGCUACUCCUGAUGAACCGCCACCAUCGAAAAUUGCCAGAAGCAGGCAGAGCACUCCUGGAUCAAAACCCAAACCCACCACUGUAAGACGUAAAACAUCGCCGCAAAAAAGACCACCGUCUUUAUCAGCCUCAAGCUCUCGAAUGUCGCUUGCCAGUAGUCGUCAAUCGUUGGCUGGUAGUAGACAAUCUUUGGCUGGCAGCAGGCAGUCCCUGAGUGGCAGCAGAAGUCAACUGGCCUCGCCAUCCGUCGAGAAGUUGACGUCGGAUAGCGGCAAUGGAGCGGACAGUCAGAUUCCGAAGCGGGCAUCCUUUGUCGAGACUGGCUUUGUGGAAACCCUCAAGCCUCAAUUCACACCUGGACAAGUCUUGACCACAACACCCACACCUUUAACAUCCGUGGAGGAGAAGAUCAACAAUAUGCAGUUGCAGCAGGAAAUCGAAAACAGGCAGCAGCAAAUUAAAGAUCUGACCGAGAAGUUGGAGUCGUUGAAGUUGCGCCGACAGGAAGACAAGGACAAACUAAAGGACUUCGAUAAGUUGAAAAUUCAGCUGGAGCAGUUGAUCGAGUUUAAAACGAAGAUCAUGGAGACGCAAGCAAGUCUACAGAGGGAGUUACAACGUGCCAAACAAGAAGCCAAAGAGGCGAUCGAAGCAAGAGAACAACACGCCGACGAAGUGGCAGACCUGGCCGAAGCUGUUGAGAUGGCAACUUUGGACAAGGAAAUGGCCGAGGAAAAGGCCGAAAGCCUCCAGUUGGAAUUGGAUGUGUGCAAGGAACGUUUAGAGGAAGUCACACUCGACCUGGAGAUUUUAAAAACGGAAAUGCAAGGGAAAGCUGGUGGUGCAGCUACAACUACGGAAGAACAGGGCUUGUCGCAGUUCGAGAUCAAACAGCUGCAACAACAGAACGCCCGUCUGAGGGAGACUUUGAUUCGGUUGCGAGAUCUCUCUGCCCACGACAAGCACGAGUACCAGAAACUGAUGAAGGACAUUGAUCAGAAGAAGUCUGAGAUCACUGAACUGGGCAAAACCAAGGAGAAGCUGAGUGCUCGAGUCGACGACAUGGAACAGCAGAUCGCCGACCUUCAGGAACAGGUGGAUGCAGCUUUGGGCGCUGAAGAAAUGGUUGUGAUCUUGGGUGAGCAGAAACUAACGCUGGAAGAGAAAGUAAAGGAGUUGCAGGAAGAGGUGGCAGACUUGGAGGCUUUGCAGGACAUGAACGAUCAAUUGGUCGAGAGUAACGCCGAAUUGGAGGCCGAUCUACGCGAGGAAUUAGAUUUGGCUCACGCCGCUACUCGAGAGGCUGUAAGAGAUAGAGACGCGGCAUUGGAGACCAUAGCAGAUCGGGAGUCGACGAUCGGAAAGUUUAGACAGUUGGUGCAACAGCUGCAAGAGCAGUCACUAAAUCUCCAACAUAGAUUGGAGUCGGAAACUAGCAAACCGGUUUCGGCGCUGCCUGAGAUUAUGGACUUUAAGAAGAUGUUCACGGAGACCAAGGCGCACACCAAAGCUAUAGAUCUCGAGUUAAGAAGAGUGGACAUUCAACAGUUGCAGCAACAUAUCAAGUAUCUGAGUUCUUACAUGCCAGAUUCCUUUAUGAACCGGGGAGGUGACCAUGAUGCAGUUUUGAUGCUCCUGUUGAUCCCUAGGAUGACGUACAAGACCGAAAUAAUAUUAAGCCAAAUCAAGGACAAAUUCCCAGCUGUAGAAAAAAUUGAUAGGGCAGCUAUUUUGAAGGGACACCAGGUCGAACAAUAUAAUUUCAGAUGUCGCAUUGCUUACUAUAUUUAUGCGCUCCAAACAAUCUUGCAUCAAUACGAUUAUGCUUUGAAUUCCUGUAAAACUGAAGCUUUGCUUAAAGUAGGAGCUUCUUAUCCAGAAAUGGCAGCACAAGAAAAAAUAGUUGAUGGUUUCAUAGAGCUAAUCAAAAGGGAUCAGUUGGAUGAAAAUGUGCCAACUGAUGCUUUGGAAAAAUGUGUUGGGUACUUCAACACACUUUUCCCAGUGCUAUUGGGUCCUGAAAAUCGACUUCAUCACACGCAGCUACUAAACGAUAAUGUCAGAACAUUAUUAAGCGCCUCUGAUGGUUUUAACACAGACGCUCUAGUUAUUAGAACAUUAAUUGAGGCUGCAAACGUUGGUGAUAUUGGACUUCUUGCGCAACACGUUAUUGCCACAGUAGAACAGUUACAGCAGCAACUAAAAUUGGUGAAGAGGCGUUUGCCUCCAGACAACAGCUUGGCGAACUUAGGCCUCAACAAAGAAGUUUUUGAAAAUUUGUACCAGUGCUAUCAACAUGCGGGAAAAAUACUUAAAACACUCCAUGAUAUCGUCAAGCACUCUGUUCUGGCUUUGUCUUCUGAGGGUGAAUCUGAAAAAGGACUAAAUCAGGAUAAGAUAAAGGAUAUUGCAAUCAAUGCCAGUGACAAAGUAUAUGAGCAGGAUGAUUUGGGUCCCAUACAAAGCAUAAAGAAUUCCUUGACCUUUGUUUUAACUCAAGUUACUCAAGUCGCACAGUUCUUACAAGACAACGAGUAUGAAAUAAGCACCGCCAACAAAAAUGAAGAAAAGCCCACUCCCCCAAUUCACACCAGGGCCGAGACUGUUAAAAAGGAGCUGGAACAAACCAAAACGCUCACCAGCAAACUGGAGAACAAAGAGUCCGACAUCAAAGAACUCAAAAAACUCGUCAAAGAAAAACAGGAACAGCUAACCCAAAUGACAAUCCGCAAAGAGCUGGCGGAGAAGAAACUGGGAAACGUCAACAAAGAUUACGAAUUGAAAAUCGAAAUGCUCCAAAGAAAGUUGGAAGAAGCGCACAACAACUACAAGAAAAAGGAGAAGGAAUUCGAGGAAACUUUGGACCAUCUUCAGACCGACAUCGACUCCCUGGAGAUGGAACGCGGCGAGAUGAAGGAAAAGCUGAAGCUGUACUCGAAGAAGGUGCAAAUAGAAGCCUCGAUGACGAAGAGCAUCUCCGGCUCCUCCAUGUCUUCAAUGCACUCCUCCGCCGGCCCGAUUUUGCCCGCCGUGGUUAAGGAUUCUCCGUUGCUUCUUCAGGAAAUCGACAAUCUGAGGAAGCUGUACCAUCAGGAAAGGAACGAGAAGAUCAGGUUGCAAAAUGAGCAUCUUAAAAAGCAGUUGGAUAGUCUCAAGCCUUUGCCCACGUUUAAAACAACGAGGGACGAAGUCAUUGAUAAUUUGUAUAAGGAAGGUAUUGCUCUCAAACAGGACAUUUUGAUGACUUUGGCCAAGCCCACGUUCCCGUCGAUUUGGAAACUUAAGCCCGGUAAUGGUCCGGCUGCUUGGCAGAAACACUUUGUGGAGGAGCAGCAGAAGAUGUUGAGUCUGAAACGAAGGGCCGAGGAAUUCCAGUUGAAGGUGGCAGCGGAAAGCGUUAAGAGGAAGUAUGGAGGAAGGAUCGAUACUGAUUUUACCAUGUUCCCUACAAAAGAGAUGGCCAAGGCUUUGAAUGAGAGUAAGCCAAUAAACAUAGGCUUUGUAAAGAUUCCAAAGGAACAUUUACCUCCGUCUGAGCAACCUCGGAUAGUAAAUCUUGAAUUAGAUUUCCAGAAUCUACAAAAAAUCUUGCAAACUUUGGCAUAUUAAUCCUACGCUUAUUUAUUGAUUUUAAACAAAAUCUAGGUGGAAUUACUUCUAAUAAUGCAUUAAGUGAUAAAUUGUAUUUUUAAUUUAAACACACUAAAUAUAUUUAUUUGUUUUAUACCUAA
Molecule: messenger RNA, 4126 nt
Organism: Aethina tumida (small hive beetle)
Lineage: Eukaryota; Metazoa; Arthropoda; Insecta; Coleoptera; Nitidulidae
Gene: DCTN1-p150
Product: dynactin subunit 1
Exons: 16
Coding region: 144-4004 (1286 amino acids)
Biological process (GO): establishment of mitotic spindle orientation; cytoplasmic microtubule organization; nuclear migration
Cellular component (GO): microtubule plus-end; cytoplasm; spindle pole
Molecular function (GO): microtubule plus-end binding
Source: RefSeq, a predicted model, not a curated record